This is a messenger RNA of Papaver somniferum (opium poppy), 753 nucleotides long. RefSeq names its product flavonoid 3'-monooxygenase-like. The transcript has 2 exons. Bases 25 to 753 code for a protein of 242 amino acids. NCBI's taxonomy places the organism in Eukaryota, Viridiplantae, Streptophyta, Magnoliopsida, Ranunculales, Papaveraceae. Gene Ontology annotation, molecular function: oxidoreductase activity, acting on paired donors, with incorporation or reduction of molecular oxygen; heme binding; monooxygenase activity. The record is from RefSeq and is a predicted model, not a curated record.
UACUUGCAACUUCUUUUGGAGGUCAUGGAACAAAAGGAUGCUAAAACGCAAAUAACUAAGACCCAGCUUAAGGCGUUGUAUUUGGACACUGUUGUGGCUGGUACGGAAACAACAUCCACAACCAUUGAAUGGGUAAUGACAGAACUGAUGCAACAUCCAAAGAUUAUGAAACGAGUUCAAGCGGAGUUAGACCAAGUAGUAGGAACUAACAACACGGUGGAAGAAUCUCAUUUACCAAAGCUCCAUUACUUAGAUGCAGUAGUAAAAGAAACAUUGAGGUUACACCCAGUUGCGCCCUUUUUAAUUCCUCAUUCUCCAAGUUCUUCAUGCGAAAUUGGAGGUUACAUUAUCCCUAAAGGCUCUACGGUGUUCUGUAAUGUGUGGGCAAUGCAACGUGAUCCAGAAGCUUGGAACGAUCCGCUACGGUUCCAACCUGAAAGAGUUUUGAAUGCCGAAAGUGUGAAGACGUUCGAUUACAAUGGUAAGAAUUUCGGUUAUCUUCCUUUUGGAUCUGGGAGAAGAAUCUAUGCUGGAAUUCCUUUGGCCGAAGGAAUGUUGAUGUUUGUUUUAGCGUCUCUGUUGCACUCAUUCAACUGGGGAUUACCUAAAGAUACGAAACUUGAUGAUACGGAAACAUUUGGGCUUGCUCUAAAGAAAUCGACUUCCCUUGUGGUUAUUUCUACACCUAGAGUAGUUAAGAAUGAUUUUUGGGCACUACUCAAAAAUGGAGGGGAACUACUUUUCAUUUUUUGA